AGCGGAGCGAAUUUGAGGCGAGACUUUCCCCCGUUUUUUACCUUGUACUUACCCCCGAUAGAAAGAAAGUAGCAAUAAAGAUCCGAUACACCACUAGACAUUCCUCGUUGACCACGAAAAUGGUGUAGUAGAUCGAAAAAUGCUCUGAAUCAAAUCGAUACCUAGAAAGCUUCAUCCCACCCUGCUACAACAAGCCAGCUGCAGAGCGCCUGCUUUUCUCAGAACCCAAGCACGGCCUGCUGUCUCUCAGAGUAGAACAGGCUAUCCCACCACGGCACCUCCCUUUUGCAACAAACCCGGCGAGGCACCCCCUGGCUGCUCCACCCCCGCGGAAAAAAUGGUUUGGCAAUUAUAGUGGGUAAAAGAGAAAGUUACUCGUGACAUUAUGUCCAUGAGCAUCCUUUCUCUCCUGACGGGGGCUCCCACGAACAACAGCAGCACUGCCGCUUCUUCGAGUUCCAAGGAACAAGAGCACGAGAACGAUUCUGGCACAAUGAAGGAACAGCAACUGGAGCAGGUCCAUGAUUCGUCGGAGCCCGUGAAAGUUAUCGGCCUCUCUGGAAGCAAGAGCAACAUCACGAACCAGCGCAGCAGCAAGGGCAGUUCCAUAACCAAGGACCACCUCGGGUCGUCGUUUCACUCAGUGAUGGCGAAGGACACCCUCCAAGAGCAGACAAGUUAUAUUUCCGUAGGAGCAGGAGGAAGACCCGCUCAGAAUAACUCUUCUCUUGUAGACGAAGCGACCACAGGCGGGCCCGCCCCUACGAGCGCGUUGUUUUUCGCGAAUGUGAGUGAGGCCGAUAUGAUGCGCGAUGACGAGGAGGAUGACGAUAUAGACGAUUUGGCCCGGGAAAGCUCCUUCCGGAGCACGAGGAGCCGCAUUAGCACUUCGAGAACAGGUGGACCGGGUGUGAAGAAAAAAGAUGCGAUAGUGCAGCCCACUUCUACUACUUCGCGAGGAGCAGGAGGUCGCUUUCAGCCGCCGCGCAGGGGCCAACUUCAAGUACGGGAGAAACAGAACAUCAAGCAGGGAAUGUUGUACAGCAGCUAUAGGAACGUGAACAAUUCGAUCACUGGACCACCGCUCGUAUUAAAGCUGGGCAAGCAGGACACCGUGGUGUCGACGAGAAAGCUGCGCGCACUGGAAAGACGAGCUGAGCGGAACAGGGAGCACGAAGACGUGCUCUGGUCGAGGAUCCACGUUCUGGAAGAGAUGCUGUAUACUGAGAAAAGCAACUCCAUUGUUUCGGGAACACAAACAACCGGAGCGAAUAGUGCUGCGGCAGCAGCUGCCAAUAAGACAGAAACCGCUUCCAACAGCUCGUCCUCAACCACUGCCGAUUUCGACGCGUCCGGCGCCUCUUCGUCCGCGUCCAACGGGUCUAAAACCAACACCAAAACAGCACCUCCAAAUCCUGGUCGUGCCUUCGCCGCGGUCUCGCUGAAUCUGAAACUGGACGACUUCCGAGACCACGACGAGGGUCAACCUGCAGUCGAAGUGGUGCAAAUAGAGCACAGCGACUCGAUUCUCACCGCUCUGUACGCUUUCGCGACGCUGGCACAAGUGCCACACGAAGAAGUAGACCAAUUUGUGGCAGAUGAGAAGGCAGAAGAGGUGGAACAUUUGGACCACCAGCCUCGUGCGGACGCCGAAGCAGAAGACGGUGCCGCGAAGGACGGCAACAAGCCUACCGCCAAAGCGGGCGUGGACGGGGAAAAUGAAAGCACGCAGGGAGAAGCAGGAGGGGAAUCUUCUGAAAUGAAGGGUAAGAAAACAAAAGCGGCAGAAAAUAGUGCGACAAGGAGUUGCGCAAGUAGUAGAGUGGACGUUCACGGGGCUUUUGAUGUCGUUGCGCAACAAUUGUACCAGGUUAUGUUUGACAAAGAUCGCGAAAUCUACGCACUGCGCGAGGAGAUGACGCACCUGCUGCACGGUGGUGGUGCACCGCAUGUAGUUGACAACAUGCAUAUACAACAGCACGAACAGCAUCCGCUCGUCUCCAUGAACGAGCACGGCAGUUACAAUAGCAUGCAUGGGCUGCAAUGGGGACCUGGAAUUGACAAUCACGGGAAUCAUCUUUAUCAGGAUAAUUAUCAUGAUCCCAACAGCCUAGACCAACGUGGUCACCCGUAUUACCAUUCCGGACCGCCCGUUCCUCACAGCGACCCGCAGCAUCCCGGCAAUCAGCUGGUGACGCCGAGCCCACGGGACAAUUACAGCUCCCAGGAUCUGAAUUUCAGUGAGCACACGAACGAUAUCAACGUGAGCGGGGGCCACAAUAGCCCUUACAAUGUGAUGCCGCAACACAGCAAUUCGUCGGUCCCACCACCACCCUCUAGUCCGAACCCGAUGGUGGACCGCAGAUUUGUGGACUACUACCAACCGGCUGUUCCUGCUAUUUCCCCACCCGCGCCCCCGCAGAUGGAGCAGACAUCGAUGGUGGAACAGAUGGGAGACAUAAACAGUAACCUCCUUUUGCAACAAGACCAACUGAACAUGCAGCAAGAGCCGCAACACUCACAUGUGAGGAACGACCAGCACUACAUCCCGCCCUGCCCGUCGCCCGAGCUCGCCGCUGGGUUCGAGCAGCAGAACUUCGAGCAGAAUGGCGUCAACAUGGACCAACAUCUUCCCCAUAAUCCCUACGACUUCGAUCCGGUGGACCGUGCAGUAGGUGCUAACAUGGACCAGCACAUGGAACCGUCGAUGGAGCGCGGAGCACCAGGAGACACUGCGUUCCCUUCUUCCACCUCGCGAUCGCCAGCCCCGUCCCCCACAUCCGGCUACCGGAGAAGUCGUCGGGGGGAGCGCGAGCAGCGGAUGCUGCGCGAACAUGGCAACAUCGAGCCUCUGCCGCCGGGCGCCCAGUCGCCCUAUCCCAUUCCACAACACGUUGUGAUGCAGCAGCCGCCCCGCGAGCGGGACAACUACCAAAGGGAAAAUCAAAGGAGCAUGUCGCCGCUGGAAAGGAACGUCACUACAAGUGGUCAACAACUACCCGGAGCACCGGCGGAAAACAUGGUCAACAGCUUGAGUCCGAGCGUGCGGGAAAGAGACAUGUUGAAUCGUUCGUCGGGCUCGGGCAGUGCGUCCAUCGGGCAACAACUGCGGACGCUGGCCCUGGAGAGCGCGCGCGAGUACUACGCUACCUCGAUGUACCGCGGAGAGCAGGUCCACGGGCAGCAGGAGACGCUUUUUGAUUCGUUCUUCGAUAAAGAUCGCGGCAAUGACAGUCCGCCGCCGCCGCCACCUUCGGAUGGGCCGAAGCCAUUCAUAUACGGUGCCUUUGGCUUUGGACCGGUAAAGAACUGACGAUAACUUUACUUAUUUCCCCUCAAUAUCUUCAUCCUGAUUUCAGUAUUUGGUUUUUUAAUGUUUUCAUGAUUUGGUUUAUUAGCAUGAUGUUGAUGACAAAUGAAAAGAAUGCGAAAAAACGAAAACCUCAGGGCGAAUUGGCCAACAUGGGCCGUCCGCUAGAUCGCAUGGACUAUAGCCCGCCGCUUUCCCCGCACGGGAGCCCGGGACGGCGCAACAAGGAGAACCGAAAGUUAGACACGAAUAGCUACCGCAGCUUCUUCAGUGGCAAGAACGAUCCGAUGGUUCUUCGCAAGGAGAAGCUGCAGCGCGUCGCGCACACCAAUAACGGCGUCGGUCCCGCCCCAACGACAUCCGCGAACCCACCGCCCCCAGGUCCACCGCCACCGCAGCAACGUCCGCCACCACCCGUUGGGGGUCCGCCGCAGCAGCGACCACCGCCUCCAGGUUCGGUCAUGAUUAUGGUCCCGACAGGAGCAGCAGGAGCCGGUAGUGCUGGCCCGACCGGUGCCCUUCCGCCGGGACCGCCGCCACCCGAAGGGGUAGACAUGAUUGUUCAACAUCAAGACCAACUAGUUUCCCCUCGGAGCAACAUCGGCGGCGUUGUACCGCCCGCGCCGCCGGGACACCAACCGCCGCCACCGAUGAAUAACCGCGGCGCGCCUGUUGGUCCACCCGGGUCGAUGAACAGUGCAGGACCUCCGGGGGCCGCUCUUCCACCAGGAGGUCCAUCACCGCCGCCAGUGGUCUCAGUCAGAGAUAAAAUCAACGGCGUUAGCGGGGAUCCGAGUAAGGGCCCGAUUCCGGUUUCCAUUCGGGACAAGAUCAACGGCGUGAGUCCGUACGACGUGUUCCGGAAGUCACAGCAGUCCGCUGCCAUGCUGAUCAACACGAACCAGUUUCGCGGGCCGCCGCAGAUAAUGCAGCCGCCCCCGAUGGGCGGGCCCCCGGGCCCGCCGCCGCCGCCCCCAAUGAACGGCGUUUCUCCGCCGCCACCGAUGGGCGGUCCACCGCCCCCACCUCCGCCGAGCGGGCCACCCGGGCCGCUUCAAGGGCGUAGACCGCUAGACCCGCCGACCGCGGCAACGAUCGACUCGUUUCUCGAACAGACGUCGGGACAAAACGGCUUGCAACUGCAAGACGCCGCGUUUCCGUACUUGGACAGAAACAUGCAGAUGAACAACAAACCAGGGCGGGGGCACAAGCAUCACGCGAAGCGAGGACCGAUGGGCCCCGGUGACAUUGGAAGUCCGACGGAAAUGGGCGACGCAAGGGAGUUAGAGCGCGCUUUGCGCGGGUUUCUGCACGAACAACAUCAGUGAGCAGUCGAGGGUUUGAUUAUGAUUUAGCUAUUCCUGUACUACGUUUUUAGUUUGAUAUUCAGAAGGAUAUUUUUCUAUUUUGACACAAUAGCACAUAGGGUAGCGUCGACCACCGGCGCUCGUUCGAAAAUUUUUAGCAUUUUACUUUUAGAUUUACUUCAAGUUCAAAUGUACAGCAUUCAUAUGCAAAAAACUAUACUUGCUUUUGAAUUUGACAUCAUAUUCAUUUUUUUGUUUUUCAGACAUACAUGCAUAGGAUCAAUUUUCACUUGGCAUAACAUGCCUCAAUAUUCCAUCCCCACCGUAUCUGAUCUCGCCCCUUACUUCAACCUGUUGUACCUGUUUUUAACUUUUUGGCCCUUUGGUACCCCCAAAGACGAUUAGCAAAAGGAACCCCAUUUUCGCUUUUCACUCCACCAGAAAGCCCCACCACCACUGAAGUAAGUUCCCCAUUUUUAUUUGCCCGUGAAAAAACAUAAAAAAUAAAAAAUACAAUUCGCGAAGUGUCUUGCUGGGUGAUUUACACAGCGAGCUACUGUAUGUAGGAAGCAUGUGCCUCCACCUUCUAGGGCGCUUUAGAUUGCGGUUAGAGAGUACUUGAGAAUGAGGCGGGCAUCUCUUUACAGGAGGACCGCGUCACCAGUUGCAAUUGAAAAAGAGCGACUGCGAAGUGCGCUUUUCUCUGAACGAGAACCUGGACGCAUCUGAAGUACCGCUUUGAAGGCAUCGCACAUGAAUUUUUGUCACGAAAC
Amoebophrya sp. A120 is the source of this 5390-nucleotide messenger RNA. The record is from the annotation of a GenBank genome assembly. NCBI's taxonomy places the organism in Eukaryota, Dinophyceae, Syndiniales, Amoebophryaceae.